Mustela erminea (ermine) is the source of this 3598-nucleotide messenger RNA. It is a transcript of the gene GOT1L1, whose product is annotated as glutamic-oxaloacetic transaminase 1 like 1. Gene Ontology annotation, cellular component: cytosol. The coding region runs from base 1263 to 2768 and encodes 501 amino acids. The transcript has 7 exons. Gene Ontology annotation, molecular function: pyridoxal phosphate binding; L-aspartate:2-oxoglutarate transaminase activity. Gene Ontology annotation, biological process: L-aspartate biosynthetic process. NCBI's taxonomy places the organism in Eukaryota, Metazoa, Chordata, Mammalia, Carnivora, Mustelidae. The record is from RefSeq and is a predicted model, not a curated record.
CCGACUGAGCCACCCAGGCACCUCUUCAUUAUAGUUUCUUGAGGUUUUAAAAUUUUCUACAAUAAUAGGGAUGAUUUUCAUAAUCAUUUGUCACAAGGCAGGUUCCCUGGAGGAAUAGCCUGAGAUAGGAAUUUGGGGUUCAUGAUUUGCAGAGGGAGCACACUGUACGAGGAGAAUGUAAGAAGUAGCAUUGUGAAGGGGAAACGGGCUUUUCAAAGAUGUGGUUCCAAGUCAAGUCUAGCCUUGAGCUGAUUUAGGGGGUGGGCGGUGGAGUGCAAAUUGAGCCAAGCGAUACCCCAAGACAGGAGGCCUGGCCUUUUGCAUGCCUGGGUUAGAGAGUCAUUGGCUGCCCCCCGUUGGUGAGGGCGUAAACUGCAGGUGGUUUUUGGGUGAGCAACUCCUUGUCAGCAGAGGGCUACUCUCCAGAGAACUGGAUUUGGAAGAGGAGCUUUAUCCGCCAGCAGGGCAGGUAAAGGAUAUCUGUGUGAGACACCAACAGUGUCUACAACAAUCACUUACAUAGUUAUUUUUAAGAAAUAAAAGAAGAAAUCAAAUCGUAAGACUGAUCCUACAGAGGCCGGCUCUUCGCGCCCUUGGUUUCUGCCAUCUACGCUUGCUGCUGGGCCACCCAUGAAAUGGUUAACCAAUGUAGAAGUCUUGGCUCUAGAUCUGAGAGAAAAUAAGAAUGGGCUACGGAAUUGCAGAUUAUCCUGUUUCUAAACAUAGAGUCUUUAUUUAAAAUAACUAUGGAAGGAAACAGUGCUUUCUUUCUAUUCCUUUUAAAAUCCGGGAUCCUUAGCAAAACAAGAGUAGAAGCUUUUUAAAUGUAUCGCUCAACUUGGAUUAUUGCUGGGUCUGAGGUUUUCACUUCUGCACCUGGCUUCUGGGCAGCCUGCCUUGCCCUGUCUUCCAAGGGCUGCCUUGCUACUUUGGUCUGGGCAACAGGGGGGCCAGAGAAGGCAGUGAGUUAGAGAGAGGUGCUUGAGAAUUCCAGGUCCUCCCCUCUCCUCUCCCAUCUCUGUGCGCUCUCUCAGGGAAUGGUCCUCAACUGCCGUGGAAUAUUCCCAUAGCCUUUGGGGACCGCCACCAUGGAGACUGGGAAUUGUAGCGUUCUGUUGCUCUGGUGACCAGUUGUCCAGAGCUUCCGCAUUGGAUGGGCCAGGGUCCUGGAAAGAGGCAGGUCUGGCUGGGCCAGGCUCGGAGGAAGGCUUUGGAGCAGGAGCCCAGAACAGCCUAGGCUUGGCUGUACUUGUGUUUCAGUGAUGACUACCCUUUCGGUGUUCAUGGAUGUGCCCCUAGCCCAGAAGCUAGAAGGCAGCUUGUUAAAGACCUACAAGCAAGACAGUUGUCCUAACAAGAUUUUCCUGGCCUUUAGAGUCUGCCAGACCAGCAAAGGCCAGUCCUGGGUGUCUUCUGUGGUGCCCAAGAUGCGCCUGCAGAUCGCCCAGGAUCCAUCUCUGAACUACGAGUACCUACCGGUGAACGGCAUGAGGUCAUUCACUGAGGCGGCCUUGAAACUCCUCUUUGGAAAGCACAACCAAGUCAUUGUGGAGAACAGGGUAGGGGGUGUGCACAUUGUUGGUGACAAUGGUGCCUUCCAACUUGGGGCCCAGUUCCUCAAAAUCUGGCGUAAAGAUUCUCAGAUAGUUUACAUUAUUUCUUCUAAAAAAGGUGAGUUAUUAUGCAAAAUGGGGAUGACAGAAGAUCCUUCCCUCCUGUUCCCGAGUCCCACCCCAUUUGCCAUCUUCACUGUUGCCCUUCUCAAUCUCUGUCAUGAGCAAGAUGGCGGACAAGCCAAUUGUGCUUGUCCUUUUCCUGUUAUCGUCCCACCUUCUGCCAGUGACCCUCAGACCCAUUCCCUGACACGUCUGCCUCCAUUUCCUCAGUACCAGCUGGAGGGGGGCUGUGUUCCCACAGAACCCUAUGGACUCGUCUUCCAGGACAUGGGCUUUACAGUUCGUGAAUACUCCUUCUGGGACUCCAAGCAGCUGUGCAUGGAUGCCAAUGUGCUCCUCAAUGUGGCGGAGCAGGCCCCGCAUGACAGUAUCUUUGUGAUUGGGAACAUUUGUGACUGCAACUUGACACAAAGUCAGUGGGCAAUGUUGAUGGCUAGCUUGAAGGUGAGCCCAACAUCUGCCCAACUUCCUUCCCUCAUGCCGUCUACCCUCUCCUCCAUCAACCUCAUCCUUUUCCCAUUCUCCUUUCUCCUACAGAACAAGCGGAUAUUCCUAUUUUUUGACAUUUCCAAUCAAGGUUUAUCCACCGGGGACCUGGAAAAAGAUACUGGAUUCUUACAGUACUUUGUGUCUCAAGGCUUUGAGUUCUUCUGCAGCCAGUCUCUGUCCAAGAAUUUUGGCAUCUAUGAUGAAGGAGUAGGGAUCCUGGUCGUGGUGGCACUCAACAACGAGCUCCUGCUCUGCGUCCUCUCCCAACUGAUGAAACUCACCCAGGCCCUGUGGCUAAACCCUCCUACUACUGGUGCUCGCAUUAUCACCUCCAUCCUCUGUAACCCUGCUCUUCAGGAAGAAUGGAAGCAGAGUCUGAAAGGGCUUGUAGAGAACAUCAUGCUGAUCAAGGAAAAGGUGAAGGAGAAGCUCCGACUCCUGGGAACGCCUGGCUCCUGGGAUCACAUCACAGACCAGAAUGGGUCCCAUAGCUAUCUUGGACUUAAUAGGCAUGCAGAAGUGAUCAGCCUCAUGGGGUUGGGCUCAGAUCCCAAAGCCUGGGAUCUGGCAAGACUAGUGGAAUCCUGCCUGGAAGGUAAAUAGUGGCUUUCCAAUAGAUUGUGAUUCUUAGGCUAGGAGGUGGGGCCUCUGUCUACAGGUUUUAUAAUUGAGGAGGAUUGCAAGCAAGUUCAUGGAGCAAGUGGAGCGAGCUUACAGAUGGAUUUAUCUUGAGUCCCUGUGUUUCCUCACCAAUCGAUGAAGAUAGAAUUUAUUCAUCCAGGUUUUCUCAAUCUCUAGAACUCUUGCUUUUGGAACGCAAGCUACUGACCUGUGGACAAUCCAAGCAGGUUCACUGAGAGUCGGGUGUGGGUAUUUUGGCCCUGGUCCUAGUGGAGAUCCCACUGACAGCCAGUAUCAACAGUUAGACAUGUGUUGAUUCCAGCCUCCAACCUUCAAGCCAUCCCAGCUGACUGACUGAAGCAGAGAUAGAGAUGAACCGUCCUGCUGAGCCCUUCCCUUAUUACCAAUCUAAGAGCAAAUGAAAUGUUGUUAUUGCUAAGAAACGACAUUUUGGAGUGAUUUAUUACACAAAUAUAGCUAUGUGGAACAAAUAUUUUGUCUUUUAAUUCUGUCUUUAUAGUUUCUUCUUCCAUGUUUUUUUUUCCCCUAAUCUUGUGAUUUUUUAAAAUUGAAGAACUGGGUCUUUUGUCCUGUGGGGUUUUCCACAGACUGAGUUUUGCUGAUUCCAUCCCAUUACUAUAAUUUAACCAUUCCUCUGUCUCCCUGUAUUUCUUGAAAAUAAGAAUUUAAGAUGAGAGGCUUGAUCAGAUUCAGGUUAUUAUUAUUCCUUAUCUUAGUAAGGUCACAUCAUUGAUGGUGGUGGUAUGUUUCAUCAAUAAACACAUGAUACUAUUUGUUUUUCUGUGGUGUUA